This is a messenger RNA of Elephantulus edwardii (Cape elephant shrew), 1543 nucleotides long. RefSeq names its product guanine nucleotide-binding protein G(s) subunit alpha-like. The transcript has a single exon. NCBI's taxonomy places the organism in Eukaryota, Metazoa, Chordata, Mammalia, Macroscelidea, Macroscelididae. The record is from RefSeq and is a predicted model, not a curated record. Gene Ontology annotation, biological process: sensory perception of chemical stimulus; adenylate cyclase-activating dopamine receptor signaling pathway. Gene Ontology annotation, molecular function: mu-type opioid receptor binding; corticotropin-releasing hormone receptor 1 binding; G-protein beta/gamma-subunit complex binding. The coding region runs from base 7 to 1191 and encodes 394 amino acids. Gene Ontology annotation, cellular component: heterotrimeric G-protein complex.
CGGGCCAUGGGCUGUCUCGGCAACAGCAAGACGGAGGACCAGCGCAACGAGGAGAAGGCGCAGCGCGAGGCCAACAAGAAGAUCGAGAAGCAGCUGCAGAAGGACAAGCAGGUCUACCGGGCCACGCACCGCCUGCUGCUGCUGGGUGCUGGAGAAUCUGGUAAAAGCACCAUUGUGAAGCAGAUGAGGAUCCUGCAUGUUAAUGGGUUUAAUGGAGAGGGCGGCGAAGAGGACGCGCAGGCUACCAGGAGCAACAGCGAUGGUGAGAAGGCAACGAAAGUGCAGGACAUCAAAAACAACCUGAAGGAGGCCAUUGAAACCAUUGUGGCCGCCAUGAGCAACCUGGUUCCCCCUGUGGAGCUGGCCAACCCUGAGAACCAGUUCAGAGUGGACUACAUCCUGAGCGUGAUGAACGUGCCUGACUUUGAUUUCCCCCCUGAAUUCUACGAGCAUGCCAAGGCGCUCUGGGAAGAUGAAGGGGUGCGUGCCUGCUACGAGCGUGCCAAUGAGUACCAGCUCAUCGACUGUGCCCAGUACUUCCUGGACAAAAUCGAUGUCAUCAAGCAGGCCGACUAUGUGCCCAGCGACCAGGACCUGCUGCGUUGCCGUGUCCUGACUUCUGGAAUCUUUGAGACCAAGUUCCAGGUGGACAAGGUCAACUUCCACAUGUUCGAUGUGGGCGGCCAGCGCGAUGAGCGCCGCAAGUGGAUCCAAUGCUUCAAUGAUGUGACUGCCAUCAUCUUCGUGGUGGCCAGCAGCAGCUACAACAUGGUGAUUCGCGAGGACAACCAGACCAACCGUCUGCAGGAGGCUCUGAACCUCUUCAAGAGCAUCUGGAACAACAGAUGGCUGCGCACCAUCUCUGUGAUUCUGUUCCUCAACAAGCAAGAUCUGCUGGCCGAGAAGGUCCUUGCUGGCAAGUCCAAGAUCGAGGACUACUUCCCAGAGUUCGCUCGCUACACUACUCCUGAGGAUGCUACUCCUGAGCCUGGCGAGGAUCCCCGUGUGACCCGGGCCAAGUACUUCAUCCGCGACGAAUUUCUGAGAAUCAGCACCGCCAGUGGAGAUGGGCGCCACUACUGCUACCCCCACUUCGCUUGCGCUGUGGACACCGAGAACAUUCGCCGCGUGUUCAACGACUGCCGUGACAUCAUUCAGCGCAUGCACCUUCGUCAGUAUGAGCUGCUGUAAAGAGGGAACACUGAUAUAAUUAAAACCUUAAGCACAGUUAAUUAAAAAUGAAACUUAAUUCUACAAGCAGUUAAUCACCCACUGUAGGGCAUGAUUAACCAAGCAACCUUUCCUUUCCCCGAGUGAUUUUUUGCAAAAACCCCUUUUCCCUUUCAGCUUGCUUAAAUAUUAUACAAUUUAGAAAGCUUAAGGCGGCCUAUAGUUAAAGAAUUAAAAAAAAAAAGGCCACAAAAGUUCCCUCUCACUUUACGUAAAAAAAAAUAAAUACAAGCAGCAAACAAAUAAAUGAAAUAAAUAUUGUUGUGUGCAGCAUUAAAAAAAACAUAAUAAAUAAAAAUUAAAUGUGAGCAAA